This is a messenger RNA of Closterium sp. NIES-67, 3489 nucleotides long. NCBI's taxonomy places the organism in Eukaryota, Viridiplantae, Streptophyta, Zygnematophyceae, Desmidiales, Closteriaceae. The record is from the annotation of a GenBank genome assembly.
UUAGGGUUCACUUUAGGAGCGAAUGGAAGGACCGACGCCUCAGUCAAGUCGUCGACUGCUUCCACUCGCGUGGGGAUUCGGUAUUUUCAUAGGUGCGCUGGCGGCAAGCUGCUGCUGAUUCGGUCAUGAUUCAUCAACCCACAUUCGAGGAGGAUGCGGCCUGUUUGGCUGGGAGCCUGGGAGGCGAUGGCCACUUCACGUGUACUGCCGUGCCGUCACAGUCACAGCGCAGCACCGACCCCCCCAAGCCAAACCAAUGCCGCCCCGCAGGACCACGCACCGACCGACGCAGGUCCGGCUCGGCUCGGGCUCAGCUCGUUUCCUGAAGGUCGGGAACCAUGGACUGCGGGUUCGUUGAGUGAAGGAUCGUCCAGCCAGGCACCCUCGCGUUCUUCCCCUCCAAUACCACCCCUUCCCUCCUCUCCUCCGUCGAAUCCUCGCGUUCCUAUCCUCGUUUGCUCAUGCUGCUUCGGGUCAGCGACACUUGGGUGGGAGCCGGCGAGUUCCGCCAUAAAAAAAUGCCUCUGGAGCGGCAAUCCCCCCCGGCACAUUAAUUGAAGGCCAGGAGACCGUCCGCCGUCCGGCGGACCAUCCGCUGACCGCGGAUCGUGUAAAGAUACUGUAUGUUUCAGACGGGCGUCCAGGCUCUGCUCGUGCUGCCGUCCGUCCCAACAUUGGAACGUUUCGGUCCUUCGGAUCCGCGCUCGGAGUGGCACUCCCGUGAUAUCCGCGCUCACCACCCCCCCUGAUAUUUACAACUCAAUUCCCGUCCCCCGGCGCGAAUCGUCUGAGCACCUUACCGCACCUUGCCGCACCGUGCCGCACCUUGCCGCACCUUGCCGCGGCCUUGAAGUAGUAGUAGUACCGCAGCAUACUUCUCCGCACUAGUUGUAUCCGCAGCCCUCGAGUAGAGUCGGCAGAAGGCCCCGAGUAAGGCGUCACGGAUUACGAGACGCCUGCCGCUAGGAAGUCAAAUCCCAAGGCGCGAUUCCCAACUCUGGAGUCGGACUGCACGGACCUCAAAGGCCGUCCUCAGGGAAGCUCAAGAGUUCAAUAUACACGCUAAGCGGUGGCGUCUCGGCUCAGCCGUUUCGAUUCGAAUCCCACCUCCAAGAUAGCGUCCGCUUGGGCGGCAACCCUAGGAACUGCUUACUACUAGGGUCGCUGGGAGGUGCUUCGAGGCCGCCAUGCCGCGUUCGUCUGAAGCAAUGGGUUCGAAUUCUCCACCGCACAAGGCGUGGUCCCGAGAGGAGGACGCGGUUCUGCUGCGCCAUGCGCUGCAUUGCGGCACGAGGCGGUGGGGAGCGCUGGGAAGGAGCGGUCGUCUGAAGAGAAACAACAAGUCGUGCUGUAACCGCUACAUCUUCCUCAGAAGGAAGUUCCUCGACCGCUUUCAGCAGCACCUCUGGAGGGAACACUUGCACGCCGCCGCACCCCCCUGCCGCAUUCCCAUGGCUCAGAGUCCGCCCCUACAUCAUGGCCAGCAGCAGCAGCAGCAGCAGCAGCAGCAGCCAGCUAGACCGUCUGAGUCACCUCCACAAGCGCUUGCGUUCGGUGGGCUGUCGUUUGAUGAGUGCAGGAGCGUCUUCCUCUCACCCAAUUCCCGCCAAGCAGCAGCCCAAGCCGACCUCUCGUCUGCCUUCGCCUCUGCCGCUGCCUCCCAUGCCGCUGCCUCCCAUGCUGCUGCCUCCUUUACCGCUCCUCUCUCCACUGCUGCUGGAGCCAGCGCUGCUGUCCUGGACGCCACCGCUGCCUUCUAUGAGGUGAUGGGCGCAGCUCUGAGCGCCGACCCUGCAGUGGUGAGCGCAGCUCUGAGCGCCGACCCUGCAGUGGUGAGCGCAGCUCUGAGCGCCGACCCUGCAGUGGUGAGCGCAGCUAUGAGCGCCGACCCUGCUGCCUCCGAUGCCGCUGCAGCGGUGAGUGCAGCGACCGGCCCCUGCUCAGCUGCCAUCGACGUGCCCAAGAAGCGCUCAAGGGAGGGCUGCAGCACGGGGCUUGGGGCCGACCCACCAGGGGGGGAAAGAGGGGGGAGCGGGGGGCAGGCAGCGGGGUGGGGGCGCGUGGAGUCAGAGAGCGCCCUGCUGGAUGGGCGGCUGCUGGAUGCCCCGCUGCUCGAUGACCCUCUGCUGGAUGACCCUCUGCUGGGAUUCAGCCGCGACGACCCUGCAUUCAGCUGCGAGGACCCUGGCUUCAGCGUGCCAUCUGCAGCACUGUCAGCGCCGCUGUCCACCCAACUUGCUGUGCUGGCCGGCUGUGGUCCCGGGAAGGUGAGGCGGUGCUACGGAGGGACUGCCCUCACCAAUGCUUGGGAUGGAGGGCAGGAGCUGACCCCGUCGACUGACACCUGCACCGAGGUGCAACGCAAUGGGUCUCUCUUUCUCGACACGUGCCACUUGGUGCACCAACUCCCUCUCCUCAUGCAAGAAGCCCAGCCAGACCAGGGCUCUCUUCCGCUUCCCACGUCCCCACCUCACCUGUGGCUGUCUGGUUCCUUCCCUGCCGCCCACCUGCCCGUGCCACCCCUGCCAUCCGCCUUCACCCCCUGUGCUCCCUCCCACCUGCCCUUGGUGAGUGAGCCUGAGGGACGGGCGCUGGCAGUCCCAGCUGCUGGGGCAGCCAUGGCAGAGUGGGCGGUGGAGCAGCGAGGAAGCGGGGAGGGAGUUGCUGAAUCGCACUGCCCCCAUCAGCAGCAGCAGCCGCAGCAUCACCUGCAGCAGCAGCCACAGCAUCACCUGCAGCAGCGGCAGCAGCGGCAGCAGCAGUUCCCAGACCUUCACGUGUGUGCACGCAUGUACUCGUGUUCAUUGCACCAGUCCCUGCCACAGCCUCGACCACACGUACCGCCACAGCCACUUCAAGAGCCACUACCACACCCACUGUCACACCCACCGCCGCAGCCAGUGCCGCAUGCUCUUCUGCAGCCUCUCCAUUCCCAGCAGCCAGUGCACAAGGACUGUGCAAACACCCCUCAAGGUGCCAUGCGAAUGAUUGCGAACCCAAGGGGUUCGCGCAUGCGCACGCUCAUGCCGCGCCCGCUGCCACGCUCACUGCAGCAAUCUUUGCCACACUCCCUGCCAGGCACUUCGCUGGUGCAUGGGGGUUUAAUCCAUAUACCAGGGGAGUUAAGGAAUCGUGGCGGUGCUUCCGUACCUCGGAUGCAGGAUACUGUGGAAGCUCACAUGGCUUCCGAAUAUCUCAACACGACGAACCACUACUUUAAUUCGUACGGAGGUUCCACGACAAGUGUACUUGAAGUUAGGGGGCCAACCACUUCGAGGCCCAUGAUUGGUUGGGGGUUCGACAUGCCAGACAGUGGCAAUGAGCUGAGGAGAAUAUGCAGCUUCACUAGUACAUACGCAUCCCCUCUUUAUACUCCCUCGCAAUGUGCCUUUGCUCAAAGCUCUUGUGCAUAUUCUGGCUAGGUUUGCAAUGCGUUUGACUAAGAUGCCCUUUACUUGAUAGAGGAAGGCUUAUAUAAGGAAAUGUAAU